This is a messenger RNA of Megalops cyprinoides (Indo-Pacific tarpon), 5149 nucleotides long. RefSeq names its product zinc finger protein 592 (gene znf592). The transcript is spliced from 9 exons. NCBI's taxonomy places the organism in Eukaryota, Metazoa, Chordata, Actinopteri, Elopiformes, Megalopidae. The record is from RefSeq and is a predicted model, not a curated record. Bases 982 to 4881 code for a protein of 1299 amino acids.
GAGGCGAUGUGGAAACAGCCUACAUUGCGAGCUGGCUUUAAAUUUAAAUCUACUCGAGAAAGUGUAGUCAGGUAGCAAUUUAUUCGUGGUUUGUGACAUGAUUAAUCGCUAAGAAGUUUCUUAAAUGUAAGAAACAUAUCUGGCUACGUAGAGUUAGUGCUGCAAACUACAUCGGAUAGCUAACUAGCUGCCUACCUAACCUCUGAGCGCAAUAUCGAGCUAGCCAGCUAGCUGUCGGAUCCGUUAGCUAAUGCGGGAAAAGCUAAAGAAAAGGGAAAUAUAUUGCUUAGUUAUCGCUAUUUGCCGUAACUAGCUUGUCAAUCUUUGUCUCUUAAACGGGGUAAAAGCAAUUGUAAAAGACCAAUAGCUUGCUAGAUACCUAGCUAGUUAACUGGUAUGCACAGCCGCCUAUAUCUAGUAAGCUGCCAAGCUUGCAGCAGAAGUUAAAUUUAACUGUUUUAUUGUGAAAUGAGGAUCGCUUAGUCAGUCAGCUCAACCCGAGCUUCUCAGAAACGACAAUAAAAAACGACAUACCGCGGGGGAGGUUUGGUAUAGGUAUUUGGUAGACAGUGUGUUGCUAUAGCUAGCCUAGCAGUCGUAAUAGACUGGGUUGCUAGGUAGUAAGCUAGCUACCUAGUUUUUUAACUAUUGGGUAGUGUUUAUAGAAGAGUGGGUAUGUGGCGAGGUAGCUAGCUAGCUAACAUCAGUCUGUUCUUCAGAUACAGAUUUCAAGUUUACCAAAGUGAUGGUAAAGCAAUAACUGUAAAUGAAUAAUUUAGUUUUAGCUAGCGAACUGAGUAAAAAAAAAUGACAAAAUGGUCAGGCUGACAAGUUUCUUCAGGAAUGUAACGAGAACUCCGCAAGUCAAGAUAGCUAGCUAGCUAGCUUGCUAACUCAGCUCGCUAACCAUGAAAGCAUUAACCACGCAGAGUCGCAACGGUGAAUAAACAGGAUCCCAAUGGUUUUUCUACAUUUUCAAACAUGGGUGAUAUGAAGACCCCGGAUUUUGAUGAUCUUUUGGCUGCCUUCGACAUCCCGGAUGCCACCAGCCUGGAUGCUAAGGAGGCCAUCCAGACCAGCCAUGAUGAGGGGGAGGGUCCCCUGAAAGCGGCGGGGAUGUGCAUGGACGAUGGCAUCUCCAUCCACCAUGCCGCGCCCACCUUGGACGUCCCAGCUGUCAGCGUGAUCGUGAAAAACACCAGCCGGCAGGAUUCCUUCGAGUCCGCUGUGGAGAGGGAUGGCACCCGACUGGGAGGCCUGGUCCAAAAUGGAUUUCGGAGUGCAGGACCCGCCCUGGACUACUGUCACAUGGGUCACGGUAGCUACGGGAAGUUUGAGGCAUCUUUCCUAAACGGGGACAGUUUGAGGGGCCCUUUGGAAAAAACAGCAGCCCACAGGGCUGACAGAGUGCCGUCCUUUUCCCAGUUUAGUCCCAUCUCCAGCCCGGAAUCCGAGGAUGCCCAGGGGAACGGGAUUGAUGUCCGUCCAAGACAAGAGGAGAGACCUUAUUUCCCUGUUGUUUCCAUGGCUCAGCCAGCAGACCUUCUCAUGGUGGACAGUCAGAGGAAAUUGGUGGCCUACAGCAUGUUCGAUAAAUGUUAUAAUAGAGACGCUUUUAAUGAAACGGUGAACAGCUAUGAGAGGGAGAGAGUAUCAGUCAGACCAGAGGAGACCAGGGCAGAGGGUCAUCGUGAAGGCUCUUACAAAGACCAUGUCAAAAUGGAAACAUUCCUUGGUAGCCAAGGGCUUCCCUUGGACGACCCACGCAGCACGAAGCUUGAAGAGACGAACCGUUACUCUGUGUCAGAGUCUGGCGUGAGCCCGUCCCAGUGCGUCAAAACUCCAGCCUCUAAGCUGUCCUCGUGCCUCGCCGCGCUGGUGGCACUGAACGCUAAAAAGGACGCCGAGGCCUCAAAGGAAACGCAGACAAACUCCAGAGACCCAUUGGUGACCAUGAAGGAAACUGCCAAGGUUAACCCGGUGGUGCCCAAGUCUCCGAAGAGCCCAAGAAGUCCCCUGGAGGUUGUGAAACGGUUUAUCAAACAGCCAGACAGCCCAGUAAGUGUCUGCAGCGACAGCAGUGGCAAGGCGUCUCCUUCGGUGACCACGGGGUCACCUCCUGCCAUACCAAGAGUCAGAAUAAAGACCAUCAAGACCUCGUCUGGGCAAAUCAAGCGCACCGUUACCAGUGUGCUGCCCGAUUCUGAAGUCGAGGACAUCCAGUCUCCCGCCGAGUCGACUCCGUCGCAGUCUUUCGAAGAGCUGUCGCCCAGUCCGCAGCCGAGGCCACUUCCUCAUUAUCUGACCGCCGACGUUGUUUUUGAAAACGGCAGGAGUAAAUCUUCCCUCAAAGUAACUUCAUCGGCUACCCUCCCAUCAAAAGCCAUCCGGGUCAUGGCAGACGGGAGCUCCAAGAAGAAGGCCAGGGUGCAGUCGUCCGCUCCUCUCCAGACCGCUAGCAGCGCGCUCAUGAGGGCUGUGAACAUCGUACAGCAGCAGCAGCACAGACAGCAGAAGACUGCAUUGGUCCAAAUGGCAAACACCCCCAACACCAGCUUCCUCCCCAAAGCUGUGCAUUUGGCCAACCUAAAUCUGGUCCCUCACAGCGUGGCGGCCUCGGUUACAGCCCGGUCCAGCACCCAGCGGCAGAGCCAGCCCCAGAUCUCCACCCCCAUGGUGUGCAGCACCGUCCCGCUGGUACACCAGGUGAAAAAAGCCACACACCUCCCUUGUCCUCCCGUCCCCACCGGCGCUGUUGGGACCCUUAACAGGCUGUUAAACGGCACCAACCCCGUGCCGACCUACGUGCCCAACUUAAGCCCACCGCUGGAGUCUGGCAUCACCUUGCCCGACCGCGGUUACCGCUGCCUGGAGUGCGGGGACUCGUUCGGUCUGGAGAGGAGCUUGGCGCAGCACUACAGCAGGAGGAGCGUGCACAUCGAGGUGGCCUGCAUGCACUGCUCCAAGUCGCUGGUGUUCCUCAACAAGUGUAGCUUGCUGGCGCACGCCCGAGAGCACAAGAGCAAAGGGGUGGUGAUGCAGUGCACGCAGCUCUUCAUGAAACCCAUCCCUGCCGACCAGAUGUUCACCCCCGCUGUCACCGAACCCGCCAUGCCCGCCGGCUCCCAGGCCACCCCGGCGGGCCCCACCUCUUCGGCAAAUUCAGCCAAGGUCAAACCAGUCAUGCCUUUGUAUCCGGACAAGAUCAUUCGCCACGGCCUCAAGUGUCUGGAGUGCAACAUUCAGCUACAGGACUACAGAUCCCUCGCCGGACAUUACCAGAGGGUUUCUGAGGAAACGGAGGGACUGAUGUGCAAGUUGUGUCCGAUGAUGCUGCCCAACAAGUGCAGCUACAAGGCCCAUCAGCGCAUUCACACACACAAGUCCCCUUACUGCUGCCCAGAGUGCGGGGCGGUCAGCCGCUCCGUCGACAUCCAAAAGCACGUCAAAGAGAACUGCCUCCAUUACUCACGCAAGAUUGGGAACAAGUGUCUUCACUGUGACGUGUUCUACCUGUCAUUUCAAGCUCAGAAGAGACACAUAGAGGAACAGCACUGUGAGGUCUUCCACAAAUGUGCUCUCUGCCCUGUUGCCUUCAAGACUGCUGACGGCUGUCUGACACAUGUCAAAAACAAGCACAAUUCCACCACCGCGGCCCCUCAGUUAAUCUACAAGUGCGCCUGUGAAACGGUUUUUAAGAAAAAGCAGCUGCUGUUUGAUCACUUCCAUCUGAAUGCUAAAAAGCAGUGUGUGUUUAAGUGCCCAGAGUGUGCCGUGGUCUUUACACAGAAGCAGCCGUUGAUGCAGCACUUCAAGAGCGUGCACGGAGGCGUCUUCAGCGCAGCGGCAGACGAAAGCGUGAAACAGACGGAGGAGACCGCCUCGGUCCGGGAAGCGAGAGCGACAUCCCACCAGCCCAAGGCAAACAGCUCCGUGAGGCAAACGGCCACAGUGGAGCAGAGGGACGGUUCAGCGGCGCUCAAGGCCAACAGCAAGCUGAACCUGAGGAAUGCUGGCUGGACCUGUGGAGAGUGCUUGCACUGGCUCCCGGACAGAGAGACCUACGUCUCCCACAUGAAGACCAGCCACGGAAAGUCAUUGAAGAGGUAUCCGUGCCAGCAGUGUGAGAGGUCUUUCAACUCCUCCACCAGUCUGAGGCGACACCUCCGAAAUGACCACAUGGGAAAGAGGAAGACCUACACCUGCUGGUACUGCACGGAUGAGAAAGUGACCUUCACCAAAUACUUCAUGCUGAAAAACCACAUCAGCCUGAUGCAUGGCAUUAAAAACCCUGACUUCAGCCAGAUGGCCCCCCAGGAGACAAGCCAGGGCUCAGGAAAGAAACCUGGAGAUAAGAGAAGAGGUGGGGAGGUCCAGAGGGAGGGAGCAGGUGGCGCUGCCCUGGAGGCCACCCCGCCCAAAAGGCCGAAGCCACAGUUCCGCUGCGCCAAGUGCGGCUUUACCGCGGAGGACAGCGUGAGCUUCCAGGAGCACAUACCCCAGCACAAAGCCGACGACUCCACCCCGCAGUGUCUGCACUGCGGCCUGUGCUUCGCUUCCCAGCUGGCCCUCAGCAGGCACCUCUUCAUCGUGCACAAGAUCAAGGAGCCGGAGCAGGAGGAGGAAGCUCAGGAGGAAGAGGAGGAGGAGGAGGAAGAGGAGGACGAAGAGGAGGACGAAGAGCAGGAGGCAGCGAAAUCGCCGCCUGCAGGUGAGGAGGUGGACUCGGUAACCCCGGCUGGAGGGAUGGUCUCCGCCGCCGCAGAGCAGGAGGCAUCGAGGCUCCGGUGUGGCACAAGCAGCGAGGCCUUCGACAGCGAUGUGUUCGACAGUGAGGCGACGCCGAGCCCCGAUGCACAGCCUCACGGGCAGUCCUCCUGAGGGCACAACCCACUUUAGCAGGACUUCAGACAAUUCUAAAGCUGCUGCUGCACCCCACGCGGGUGACCCAGGACACUUCAAAUGCUGAAUCUAGGUUUCCAAGCAGCUCGAAAAAAAUGUGGUACUUCAAAUCAAUUGCCUUACAAUUUAAUAUAUAUUCUGUUUCUGAACCUACAUGCGUGCUCUAGAACGCCUCAAAAACAAUUCAUUUCUGAACAGCAACAAUAAAAGAAAAAAAAAUCCAGACACAAGUUGAGUCUAGAGUUUA